Molecule: messenger RNA, 656 nt
Organism: Aethina tumida (small hive beetle)
Lineage: Eukaryota; Metazoa; Arthropoda; Insecta; Coleoptera; Nitidulidae
Exons: 3
Coding region: 98-427 (109 amino acids)
Source: RefSeq, a predicted model, not a curated record
UUCAACAGGCGAUGCCGCCGCUCUUUACUACACGCGAACCCCCGCGAAACUUUGUUGUACAUUCAUACAGUUGCAGAACUGUCAAGCUCAGAAGAGUAUGGCGUUCCAUCAUGCAUCGAUAUUUUUCGCAUUGAUAUUCCUAUGGUUAAUAUUAGCAAGUGGAAAUGCCUCCCCCUCCAGAAGUCAAUCGUUAAGGUCGAUACGAACGAUCAAACAACGAGCGUUCAAAGAUAUGGACCUAUUAGUUGCAAGGGGUUAUGGCAAAAGAAUGCCUUUGUCGACGGCGAGAUCAUAUGGCAAGAGAGCGGUUAACAUGGACAACGUCAACAAUUUUCUUCUGGAAUGGUUGGAACUAGAGUCACGUAUGCGGAACAUGGGUUACCCGAGGAGUAUUCGCAAAGAGGAGGACAUAAUAAUACCAGAAUGACUUAUCCAUUAGGUCUCUUCAAUAAUUCUUAUUAUUGUGAUCAAUUCGUCAGUGUUGUACCCCCUAAACUUAUGUACAAUUCAAUUAUAAAUUGUAAUGUUAUUAAAAAUUAUUCUUAGGAUAAAUAUUCUAGAGUCUGUUUAAUUUGUGUUGUUUCUUGUGUUUGCAUAAAGACUAUGUAUAUUUUAAUCAAAUUAGUACCUAAAUAAAUGAAGUUAUUAAACGCGCA